This is a messenger RNA of Brugia malayi, 777 nucleotides long. RefSeq lists its product as uncharacterized. Gene Ontology annotation, cellular component: membrane-bounded organelle; kinesin complex; cytoplasm. Lineage: Eukaryota; Metazoa; Nematoda; Chromadorea; Rhabditida; Onchocercidae. The transcript has 7 exons. The record is from RefSeq and is a predicted model, not a curated record. Bases 1 to 777 code for a protein of 258 amino acids. Gene Ontology annotation, molecular function: kinesin binding. Gene Ontology annotation, biological process: microtubule-based movement.
AUGGCAGCAUUAUCACAGGAAGAGAUCUUACAAAGUACACGUACAGUUUUGCAGGGUUUGGAAGCACUGAAGGAUGAGCAUGAAUCGAUCAAGGGUACAUUGGUGAGUAGUAUUCAAGGAUUGCAUGCUGAUGAGUCGGCACUUAUUGAGGAAAAGACACAUAUUGUGGACAAAAAUUUGGAAAUGUUACGCUUAGGCAUCGAAGAAGCUCAGGUUAUGAUGGCAUUAGCUGGUCAUCUACAGACAGUAGAAGCCGAGAAACAGAAGUUGAAAGCGCAAGUACGAAGACUUUGUCAAGAGAAUGCAUGGCUUCGAGAUGAAUUAAAUUCAACGCAGCAAAAGCUGCAAGCCACUGGACAGCAAGUAGCACAAUUGGAAGAGGAAAAAAAGCACUUAGAAUAUAUGAAUUCGAUCAAGAAAUAUGAUGACCAACAGGAAAAUGACAAAACCAUGGAUCAGAACGACAAUCGUAGUGACAACACUCUUCAGGAUUUGGGUUUUGGUCCAGAAGAAGACGAGGAAAUAAAUGGACACAUGUCUGGGCAAUUUGCACAUCCCACACCUGCUCAUUCGAUGGCAGCAAGUGCAUCUGCUGGCUAUGAAAUUCCAGCUCGUCUUCGAACUCUGCACAAUUUGGUAAUACAAUAUGCAUCACAAGGACGAUAUGAAGUAGCAGUACCUCUUUGUAAGCAAGCUCUGGAAGAUUUAGAGAAGACUAGUGGGCACGAUCAUCCAGAUGUCGCAACUAUGCUUAAUAUUCUAGCUCUUGCUAAUUAA